Bursaphelenchus xylophilus (pine wood nematode) is the source of this 2491-nucleotide messenger RNA. The record is from the annotation of a GenBank genome assembly. Lineage: Eukaryota; Metazoa; Nematoda; Chromadorea; Rhabditida; Aphelenchoididae.
AUGUCGACAUCGAAUAGUGGGGACAGUGAUGACGCAGAUAAGGUAAAUUACCAUUUCGAAUUAAAUGUUCGUUUCGUUCAAGGCUUCCACUGCUGACGAAUCGCGCAAGUGGUCGGAAGACGAGAACUCGGAUUCGUUGACGGAAUCAGAUGAGGAAGAUAUUUCCGCAUCCACAACCACAGAGACUGACUCCGCCGAAGCCAGAAGACGGGCUAAGUUGGCCAAGAGAGUUAGGCGUAAGUACUAUUCUUCCUUCUUGUCAGUUAAAAUUUAUGUUUUUAGAGCAUCAGAGCGACACUGAGACCAGGAAUCUUCUUGACGACAUUGGGGAUGGUGAGGAUGACAUUAUUGAUCUGGAAGAGUCCAAAGGAGCAAAUUCUCUAGGUAUGUGUUUUCAUUAGGGUUGUUAAUUAGACGUUAAAUUGCCGUCAUUUUGGCUAACACCCCAAGUGCGACGCUCAGAUUUUGAUGAAACUUGGCACAGAUUUAGAAUAAUUUUUUCUAAUAUAUGUGACAGAACACUAGCUCGCGUUUUGCAGAAACUGUCGAGAUUUUUAGAUUGAAAGGCGGCGAAAUUUUAGGACUUUUUGCCGAAUUUCGGGCACGAAAAGUUUCCUACCUAUUUCUACCGUAAAGGGUAAUGUUUCCAAAAAAAAUAAAAAUUUUCCGCACGAAACUGCUAAGGUUAUGGCCAGAAAGCGUUUUUCUCUCUGGCCGCUCUCCGCGUUAAGCGUACUCUCUCGGCGACAAAGAUGGUUCAAUAUCUCGGUGGCGCUUCGUUCAAUUGCAUCAACCACUGUUGGUAGCUGAUGCCAUUAAUCCUUUUACCGAGUUCCAAGAGCUCGUAGUAGAGAACAUCUUGUUUAUGUCAUCAUAUACGGUGCAAAGCUUCCGUUUCGGUAAUGAUGGACUGUGCGGUCGCUUGCGCUUAGAGUUGUCAAAACCAUGUUGUAAAAAAAUCAGUGUACGUAGGUGCCCCACCCUCUUGUUUCUAAAAAAAAUUUAGUAUUUUACGAUUUUUUAGCAGAAAUCUACCAAAAGUUCAGUUUGAUAAACAAAAUGACAGAACAAUUUACAUGACAAAAAUGGCGGCAAUGUGAGAACGUGACUGACGCAUCAAGUUGUCGACUUAGCAACCCUAUUUUCAUUAAAGCAAUAAUGCAAAAAAUUUAGAUUUGAGAUUUUUUGAUAUGUCUGAUGAACAACUUGAUUAUUACACCAAUUGUUUCCUAUAUUUACAAAGGAAGACUCAAGGGCAAGCGACGAUGGGUGGAGCGGUUUCUGGGGCCGAAGAUCUGGUGGUCGAGUUCUUCAGGAAGAGUAAAUUAGACACUCACACCCUUUCAAAGGUCUGGGCUUUGGCUGACGUAAAUGAAGAUGGAUUCUUGAAUCAUUCCGAGUUUGUUAUUGCGAUGCAUAUGAUUGUUCUGCAUGUAAAGGUGAGUUGUUAGGUAUGCAUCGUUAAUUGCAAUUUUAGGGGAGCGUUCCAAUCCCGUCUCGACUUCCAAGCCCGGUCCGACCUUGCCCUACCCCUGUUCGCCAUAAAUUUUACGAAUUCCACAAUAGUACAGCAUCUUCAACCUUGACUACAAGUGGAGGUUACUCUCAAGAAAACGCAUCAACAUCUAAAGCACUCGACACUUCAAAUUUCCAAUCUAACGAAGGCCAAAAGCAUCAACAUUCCCUCUCAGAUGAUCAUAUCCACUCUUAUAUUCAACAGCAUGAAGUUCGAGUCACCGACUUCUCAGAUGCUCCACCUGUAUUGGUGGACAACAGACCUCAACCCCUUAAUCCAACGAAUUCAAAGGGUUUGGCUCUUCUUAACGCUCUGUCCAGCAAAGGUCCCCCGCCCCAACCUCCUCCGCGAGAUUAUCAUAAUAAGGGGCAUGGCCGUAGUGCAUCUUUAGAUCUGAAGGCUUUUGGAGGAACAUCACUUGGAGUCCAGUAAGCUCAGGGAUCCGUUCCAUGAAAUAAUUUUAGUAAUCAUAGUGUAAUCCCUUCACUAAGUUCGUCCAAUCCUCAACCCGUUGGCUCUUCAGAUGUCCAAUCCCAAUCUCACUCACUUUACACGAGUUCUGAACAGCCACCUUAUCCUCCGGGAUCUCAAAGCGGGGUUGGUGGAUCUCUUCCAGCCAUACAUGAUAAGAAGCCCGGCUUUCAUCCACCUUUGCCCCCCAAUCGACCUUGCGAAAGGAAAACUCAAGAGACCCAGACGGAUUAUGAAGAGCCAGUUUCUCUGGAUUCGGAUGUAAUGGCCUCACUCUUGACCGAUAUGGAAGAUCUGGCUCCCAAAGAAAGAUGUGAGCUUUUGAGGAAAUAUAAUACAGAAUUGGAAGCGGAAAAGGCGACAUUGGCUCAGAUUCGUUUACAAUUACAACUGAGGAUAGAGGAAGCGAUGGGCGUUCUGAAACAUCUCGGGUUGGACCACUCGUUGACCCAUUCCAAAUGCUCUUCUAGUCUUUCACAACCAGUUAAACCCACUGCACUAUGA